ACACCAGUUGGGGUGGAUGAAAUCUUGAUGCUUAGUUCCAUUAUGCACCGAAAAGGAGUGGGUGGAAGUGGCGACGUGGGUGUGGUCUCUUCACACGUUUGGUUGGUUCAACAACCGCAGGAACUGAUGACGUGUAUGUUUUCUAUUGGGACUGAAUUGGAACGCAAGAGAAUAUGAAUAGUUCUCUCUCCAAUGGUCGUGUACUCGCUCAUAGGCCACAACAAUGGCGGCAGCAGAAGAAGAUUUCCCUGGAAUUCGCGUCCGCGGGAUGCAAUUUUCCUAUGAAGCGCAACAACCGCCGCUCUUCCUCGACUUCAACCUCAACGUCGAGCCUGGAUCGCGGUGCCUCCUCGUCGGUGCCAACGGAUCCGGUAAGACGACUUUGCUGAAGAUUCUAGCGGGGAAGCAUAUGGUUGGAGGAAGAGAUGUUGUGCGCGUGUUGAAUGGUUCCGCUUUUCAUGACACUCAACUCGUCUGUAGUGGAGAUCUCGCUUAUUUGGGCGGAUCCUGGAGCAAAAACGUUGGCUCUGCUGGAGAAAUUCCGCUUCAAGGAGACUUCUCUGCCGAACAUAUGAUCUUUGGAGUUGAGGGUGCUGACCCAGAUAGGAGAGACAAGUUAAUUGAGCUGCUUGAUAUCGAUCUGCAGUGGCGAAUGCACAAGGUAUCUGAUGGCCAGCGGCGUCGAGUGCAAAUCUGUCUUGGUCUUCUUUAUCCAUAUAAGGUUCUCUUGCUUGAUGAAGUCACUGUUGAUCUGGAUGUUGUGACUCGGAUGGAUUUGUUGGAAUUCUUUAGGGAAGAAUGUGAACAGAGAGAAGCUACAAUAGUAUAUGCAACUCAUAUUUUUGAUGGACUAGAGGCAUGGGCAACUCAUUUGGCAUACAUACAAGAUGGUGAACUGAGAAGAGCAGAAAAGAUAUCAGAUGUCAAUGAGUUGAAAUCUUCCACUAAUCUGCUAUCUGUUGUUGAGGACUGGCUCCGUGCUGAAACAAAAGGUGUAAAGAAGAAACCUGUCCAAAAGAAUUUUGCGAGUUCUCCAUUCUUUUCAUCCAGACACAUGGCCUAUUAUCGAUAGUCUCUUUGGUUGCUUAUAUUUUCAACAUUUGUCCUGGAGUAUUUGGGGGCCGGCCUUGGCUAGGUAUUUUAGAGUAGCUUUUCUAUACGUAGCAAGAGCUAAGUAUAAAAGAAAAGCAACCAUUAAUGCUGAAGACAAGACUUAUGAAAAUAGUAGAAAAUAGUAGAAAGGAAUACACUUGUAUAACCUAAAUAUAUCAAAAACUGAUGGUUUAAUAAUUGCCAUCAAAUUUUUUGGGAUGUCAAAGUUUUAUUUAUAAGUGCUACUAUAAUUAAAAAUAAUAUUUUUAUUUAUAUUA
Messenger RNA from Vigna angularis (adzuki bean), 1370 nucleotides. RefSeq names its product ABC transporter I family member 19. Gene Ontology annotation, molecular function: ATP binding; ATP hydrolysis activity. The transcript is spliced from 6 exons. The coding region runs from base 224 to 1072 and encodes 282 amino acids. Lineage: Eukaryota; Viridiplantae; Streptophyta; Magnoliopsida; Fabales; Fabaceae. The record is from RefSeq and is a predicted model, not a curated record.